Agrilus planipennis (emerald ash borer) is the source of this 1654-nucleotide messenger RNA. RefSeq names its product ubiquitin-conjugating enzyme E2 S. Bases 563 to 1180 code for a protein of 205 amino acids. Lineage: Eukaryota; Metazoa; Arthropoda; Insecta; Coleoptera; Buprestidae. The transcript is spliced from 6 exons. The record is from RefSeq and is a predicted model, not a curated record.
GGGAGUAUUGACGAGUUAUGGCAUUCUCAAAAACUUAAAAAAACUUGUGCACAACAUUACUUGCUAAAAACUAAAGUAAAGUAAAACGAAUACCAAAAUCAGGAUUUAUCUAUGGAAUAGUACCACAGAAUACAAUUUAAAGUGUUUUUUGAAAGAGUGGCAGUUAUAAAAGGGAGGGGACAUCAAUUUUCCAAUGUUUUCAAUGAUGUGAAACGUUGUUCAACACAAAAUGGACAGAAAUUUAUUGAUUAUCAUUUUUGCCGCUGCGUUUAUUGCUAGUCUUAUGUUUACAUCAUAAUUUCAGUAAAAAAAGUUUAGUGAAAAUUGUUUUGGGUACGAAACUGUUUUUAUAUUUUUUUAUUUAUUUAAAAUAAUUAAAUUUGGUGUAUUUACCAAACGCGCGAGUUGUGAUUGCUAUUUAAAAUAACUCAUUUCAAAUGCAAUUGUAUCGCGUUAGUAACAGAUUUUGACGACUGUGACGUUUAUUAUUGUAUAUUUUUAAAUUAUUCUGAAAGAUAUAUCACAUUUAUUUUAAAAAUUUUAACGAAAAACGAAAGUAGAGAUGGCUUCUGCAAGUUCAAUGUCUAAUAAUGUAGAAAAUUUAUCACCACAAAUCAUACGAGGAGUUGUAAAAGAAAUGCAGGAAUUAGUAGGCUGUCCACCUGAAGGAAUAAAAGUUCAAAUCAAUGAAGAAGAUGUUACUGAUAUACAAGCAGUUAUUGAAGGCCCUGCUGGAACUCCUUAUGUAAAUGGUUUAUUUCGUGUAAAACUGGCAUUGAGUAAAGAUUUUCCUCAGUCUCCUCCAAAAGCAUUUUUCUUAACAAAAAUAUUUCAUCCAAAUGUAGCAGCAAAUGGAGAGAUAUGCGUUAACACACUAAAAAGGGAUUGGAAACCAGAUCUCGGUAUUAAACAUAUACUUCUUACAAUAAAAUGCCUAUUAAUUGUUCCAAAUGCAGAAUCAGCAUUAAAUGAAGAAGCAGGAAAACUUCUAUUAGAACAUUAUGAUGACUAUUCCCAAAGAGCCAAAAUGAUGACUGAAAUUCAUGCUCAACCUCAGAAAUCACAAAAAAUUGGAGUUGUGGAGGGCCCAUUAGCAAAAAAACAUGCUGGUGAUAAAAAAUUAUCAGCUGAGAAAAAGAAAAUUCUUAAAGAGAAGAAAAGAACUCUAAAACGUUUAUGAGAAUCUGUUUAGUUUAUUUUUUAAUAUGACCUUUCGAAUUCACUGACUGUUGCUGAUGACCUUGAUUUUCCUUCACUUUCCGGAUAGUAUGGUGGAAACUGUCUACUUUUAAAGUAUGACUUUGUGCGGGUGCGAAACGUGAGCGGUGGACGUGACGAAAAGAAAAAAGUUAUUAGAAGCAUAUGUAAGGUGGUGUUAUAGCAGGAUGAUAAAAAUACCGUGGAUAGAUAGUUAAAAAUAAAGUGUUCGAAAAUACAGAAUAGAGUUUUUAUAGAACUCAACAAGUAAGCAUAUCCUCUGAGACAUGGAGGGCUAGUUAGGAAAUAGUAGAAGCAGAAACAAGGGUAAAUAUUAAAUUGCUGUUAAGAAGUGGAUAGGGAUGUGGGAUGUUGUAGAUUUCAAAGAUUAACUCAGAAUAUGAAGAGCACGUAUCCAACCAUUCUUUCAAACGACGAGUUCAGGAUGGUGGACUUA